Messenger RNA from Eurytemora carolleeae, 793 nucleotides. RefSeq names its product glutathione S-transferase 1. The transcript has 3 exons. NCBI's taxonomy places the organism in Eukaryota, Metazoa, Arthropoda, Copepoda, Calanoida, Temoridae. Gene Ontology annotation, molecular function: glutathione transferase activity. Gene Ontology annotation, biological process: glutathione metabolic process. Bases 148 to 771 code for a protein of 207 amino acids. The record is from RefSeq and is a predicted model, not a curated record.
UCCGUACAUUAGAGUGCAACCUUAGUAAACAACCUUGGUAUAUUUACAGUUCUUUUCAGUUCGCUGAGUUCUUACAAUACAACAGUAUUUAAUUUGUUCCUCUUCAAUCUUCAUUCAAACAUCAGAAUCAACAUCAUCAGAGUCAACAUGCCUAUUAUCAAGCUUACCUACUUCGAUUUCAGGGCUAGGGCCGAGCCCGCUAGACUUGUUUUAGCACAGGCCGGAGUUGACUAUAUUGAUCGCAGAAUUCCUGCUUACUGGCUAGAUAUAGAGAACUGGCAGAAAAUGAAACCCACCACCCCCUACGGACAAAUCCCAAUCCUAGAAGUUGAUGGUGAAGUUAUCUCUGAAUCUGUAGCUAUUACUCGCUACUGCGCCAGAGAGUUCGGUCUCGCCGGGAAGACGACAUUUGAAUCCGCUCAGGCUGAUGAGAUUGUCGAUGCUGUGCAGGGGGCUAUUGAGAAGCAGUACGAUGCUUUUGUUUUUGAAAAGGAUGAGACUAGAAAGACAGACCUUCAGAAGGCAUUUAACGAAUCAGUUCUGCCAACCCUUCUAGGAAACCUAGAGAAGCGUCUUUGCUCUCGUGGCGGAGACUUCUUUGUAGGCGGAGCUCUGACCUGGGCGGAUAUUGUCACCUACAACUUCUGCGUUGAACUGCCGGACAAGACCGUGGUGGAGAAGUACCCUAAGAUCUCCGCCCUGGUGGCGAAGGUCGGAGAACUACCAAAUAUCAAGGCUUGGGUUGCUUCAAGGCCAAAAACUAUGUUUUAAUUGGUUUACUUUUGUUUAAAAA